Molecule: messenger RNA, 1778 nt
Organism: Peromyscus californicus insignis
Lineage: Eukaryota; Metazoa; Chordata; Mammalia; Rodentia; Cricetidae
Gene: Prop1
Product: PROP paired-like homeobox 1
Exons: 4
Coding region: 346-1050 (234 amino acids)
Biological process (GO): regulation of transcription by RNA polymerase II; pituitary gland development
Cellular component (GO): transcription regulator complex
Molecular function (GO): DNA-binding transcription factor activity, RNA polymerase II-specific; RNA polymerase II cis-regulatory region sequence-specific DNA binding
Source: RefSeq, a predicted model, not a curated record
CUUAGUCUGACUUUGGGAAUCAGAGUGGCUUAUAAUGACAGUGAGUUCUGAAGGAACUCGUGUGUUAUAAGUUAGGUGCCCUGAGAAGCCAGGACUUUAUGGAGGGGUGUGGGUGGGAAUCAUAUAGUAUGGAUGGAAAGUCCUGGAUAGCAAAGAGCCUCCCAGUUUCAAUGUGUCCCUAAUGUCUGUCCCUAAGAUGUCAGGUUGCCCUUAUCUUUGGAUGAGGACAUCGAUACCAGAAUGGACUUCCACAGUCAAAAUCACCUCAAGAGUCAGUCCUUGAAGCAUCAACUUGUCCUGACCUCUCAGGGAGUCCAAGUGUCAGGGUUUCCUUGAAGAUUCAUAAUGAAUGUCUCUGGGAAUCUGAAUUUAUUCCAAGCCAUGGAAGCUCAAAGAAGGACCCAGCAGGAGAAACAAAGGAAGGGUCGUGCCUGUGGCGGAACGCUGCCUGAGCCCCACGUGACCUCUGGGACCCUGAUCUCCACAGUAGACACGAGCCCUGAGACUUUUGGGAGACUCUCUGGUCCGGGGCUGGGGAGACCUAAGCUUUGCCCCCAGAGGGGCCGUCCCCACUCCCGGCGUCGCCACCGUACCACCUUCAACCCAGCACAGCUGGAACAGCUGGAGUCAGCCUUUGGGAAGAACCAGUACCCUGACAUCUGGGCCCGAGAGGGACUUGCCCAAGACACUGGCCUCAGUGAAGCCAGAAUCCAGGUCUGGUUCCAGAACCGCAGAGCUAAGGAACGGAAGCAAGAGCGGGCGCUGCUCCAGCCACUAGCCCGUCUGUCUCCUGCCUCCUUCUCUGGCUUCUUGCCAGAGUCCCCUGCUUAUCCCUACCCCUACACGACACCACCUCCCCCAGUGGCCUGCUUCCCUCACCCCUACAACCACACCCUCUCCUCCCCACCCUCCACAGGUGCCUCAUUCACUCUUCCUCCCCAGCCUGAGGACUGGUACCCCACCUUACACCCAACCCCUGGUCAUCUGCCCUGUCCCCCACCCCCACCCAUGUUUCCCCUCAGCCUUGAGACACCAAAACCCUGGAACUAAGUGGUGACAAGGUCACUCUCUACCCAUAAACUUCACAAAAUGCAAGAAAAUCGGGGGCUCUCUUUUCAUCCUAAGGGUGAAGUUGGAAAUGUGGUGAGGGGCAGUUCAAGACUGGAAAUGGGAAAAGGGGGGAUCUUGAUGAACUGUCAACAGGGUAAGGAGUUAAGAGACUAUGAGGAGGUUAACCGGUAGGAGAUACAAGCUGAAAAGCUCCAACAGAGGUGACAGGAGGGCAGUGUUGAUGGGACCAGUGGAUAUUGUUGGCGAGGGAUGAUCAAAAGAGACUUUGAAGCUUCAUUCAUUGAGAUCCCUGUGGGAGAACCUGAACGGAGGCUGAAUGUACUCCAGUCGCUCUGAAAUCAUCUCCUGACUUCCUUUCCAUUUCAGCAGGCAUGCGGCUUGUGGCCCUGUGGGGUGUGUGUGUGUGUGUGUGUGUGUGUGUGUGUGUGUGUGUGUGUGUGAAAGAGAGAGAGAGAGAGAGAGAGAGAGAGAGAGAGAGAGAGAGAGAGAGAGAGACUUAGCCUCCUUCCUUUCAUUUCCCUCCCUUAGUCUUUCUUGUCUCCAAAACACCUUUGCUAAUCUGACCAUCAAGGAAUGCCUGAUGCAGAGCACAUGGCUGUGACUAGCUUGGUCUGAAGGAGCUGGCAGCAUCUGCCUCAGCCCAACUUUAAAAUCAGCUGCAGGUUUAAACAUACUUUGCUUGUGACAAAGAAACCGCAUGACCUGAG